AUGUCAGGGACCAUUCACUCGACUAAAUUUGUGUUUAGAGAGAUAACGAUACCUCUUCACUAUAGAACAACUUACUUAAAGAAAACAAAAAUGGCAGCUGCCAUGGGCGAGAUGAAGGAGACCAAUAACGAAGACGGAGAUAAAGCGGCUUACAGAGGGAAGGCAUGCAUUAAAAAUCACCCGGAUGCUCAUUUGAUAAGACCUUGUACUAGCUACUGGAAAGAGUUUACAUCGUGUUGUUCGUCAACAUCUCGUAUGAGACAGCUAUAUAUUAAUGGUGUAGAAACAGACUGCUUGCCUCUGAAGAAAAUAUCUGACAAAUGUUAUGCUAUGGAAAAAGAAGAAAUGGAUGAAGCCACAAAUGAAUUGAUAACGUAUGAGAAGCAGAGAAAUGCAGAGAGAACCAAGUCAAAAUCCGCGAACAAUGUGUGGGAGUACCGUACGUCACCCCCCGAAAACUGGUCAGCACCACUUCCCGAAUUCAUGGAAGCCAGAAAAGACACUCACCUCAAUAAAAUACAGGACACGUGGGAAAAGGAUGAACUUCGAAUAACUAUUAGGGAAUAUAUUAUGAGAGAUCAAAUGUGCUCAAUAUCCUGACCGUGAGGGAUAUUUAGUGUUAAAUUUGACAUCUAAUAUUGAUUAGUAUUAAAUUAUGUCCAAACUGAUAAAAGUGUAUUUUCUUA
Ostrea edulis (European flat oyster) is the source of this 686-nucleotide messenger RNA. RefSeq lists its product as uncharacterized. NCBI's taxonomy places the organism in Eukaryota, Metazoa, Mollusca, Bivalvia, Ostreida, Ostreidae. The coding region runs from base 1 to 600 and encodes 199 amino acids. The record is from RefSeq and is a predicted model, not a curated record. The transcript has 4 exons.